Messenger RNA from Melitaea cinxia (Glanville fritillary), 1167 nucleotides. Its product is annotated as CD63 antigen-like. The transcript is spliced from 5 exons. Bases 93 to 1034 code for a protein of 313 amino acids. The record is from RefSeq and is a predicted model, not a curated record. Gene Ontology annotation, cellular component: membrane. Lineage: Eukaryota; Metazoa; Arthropoda; Insecta; Lepidoptera; Nymphalidae.
CGAUCCUGAAAAGUGUCGCGUUAGUUUUCAGUAUAUUGUUACCUCUCACAAAGUUAAGGUGUUAAACGUUGUUCUUACGUUUUCCUGCUAAAAUGGCACAGAACAAUCUAGAAGUCGGCAUGAAAUGCAUAAAGUAUAUGCUCUUGUGCGUUACAGCUAUUUUUGUGGUGAGUACUCUAAUAUGUGGUAUUGCGUAUUAUUUGUUCGUCUUAUCAGUGUGUGAUGUGGCAUCGUUACAGCUCACCUCAGCUCUGAUCAUCUCAGUGGGUACCACGAUCUACGCUAUCUACUACGAUGUGUCGUUCUUCCUGGACACACAUCAGUUCUCACCGGUGAUCUUCAUCAUCGUCAUUGGUGUUAUCAUGCUCUUCGUUUCUCUGUUCGGCUGCAUUGGUGCCCUAAAGGAGAGUACCUGCUUGGUCAACAUUUUCGCAGUGAUCCUCAGUUUGGUGCUCGUGCUAGAAGUUUCUGCCGCCAUCGCAGCGUACACGCUUCGUGCGCAGGUUGCAGACAUGUUGGAGGAAAAUUUGAAGGACGCAAUCCAUUGGUACUAUAAUAGUUAUGAAGUAACCGAUGCCUUUGACUUCAUUCAAAGCAGGUUGAACUGUUGCGGAGUAGACUCCUACCUCGACUGGGGUGAGGUGAAUGCUAACAAACCCAGUAUCUCCGUUGCCAAUAUCACAGUCCCCUACUCAUGCUGCGCUCAAACACACUAUGAAGUCAUUGGGGAAGUAGAAAUCGACGAGUGCGUGAAGCUAUACGCUAACGGCUGUCUCCCCAGGAUAACUUACUUAAUCUAUCAAAGCGCGGGAUUGCUUGGUGCUGGAGCUAUGACGAUUGCAUUCAUUCAGGUUAUCGGCAUCGUAUUCUCCUUCUCGCUGGCCAGGUCCAUUCGUAAAGCGAAGUCUGAGCGCGAGCGCAGACGGUGGGAGAUUCAGGAGCGCAUGGUCAAUGCCUAUACUUCCCUUAACCCUGACAAGGAAAAAAGUACGCCAAUUGUCUAUGUCCCUUUCCACGGACAGACGACCGCUUGAGUUUAAAAAGAAAUAAAAUUUAAAAGGCUAUGUUAAAAAAGUGGAAAAUUUGUCCGAAAGAAUAAUUUUAUAACGUCACAAUUUUUGUUGGUCCGAAAAAUAGAAAUUAUAGAAAUAAAAGUUAACGUAUAAA